CAAAAAUACAAAAUAUGCUUACUUUCUUAAAGCCUCGAUCUUCGAAUUUCUUAGUAAAAUCUAGUUGGAGACACUUCUCAGCAAAGCCUAAGAUCAAGAAGGAAUGGGCCAGGAUGCACUUGCUAGCCUAUUUAGCUUCUUUUAUGAUCGGAGGCAAGAUCGUGUACGAUCUUGAUCAAUUGAUCGAAGACAGCGAAAAGUACAUUAUGGGUGUGCCUAAAGACAUGCAAGAGGAUUUGAGGGAGAUGAAGUAUUAUAAGGACGACAUCAAUUACCGGCUUAUGUGCGAUAUAGAAAUCGAGAUCAUGCUAAGACAUUGUAAAAUAUGGUUUAAUGGAACUUACAACAUAAUCAAUCCAUAUAUGAAGUUGUACCCAAUAAUCUCUGUGUUGGCAUUUUUACUUCAGUUUCGCUAUUUCUCAAGAAGAGGGUGGUAUUCUCUCCCAAUAACUACAACCUCUAUUUGUUUUAUAUGGGUAAUAUCAACCACUCUGCUAAACCUUGAUAAACUAGUAUCAUACUGAGAGGCAUGAGAUAGGUUCAAAAAUAUUUACUCAGAAUUAACCACCAUAAAAAAAUCUAAAUAA
Messenger RNA from Moneuplotes crassus, 587 nucleotides. The record is from the annotation of a GenBank genome assembly. NCBI's taxonomy places the organism in Eukaryota, Ciliophora, Spirotrichea, Euplotida, Euplotidae.